GAUUUCUAGACCUUUCCAACUCUGGUCUCAUCAACAAUAUCGUGUGGAGAUCUUGUGAUUGCUUCCACAGACGACCUCAUUCUUGCCUCAACCCCGCAGCCAUACCCUGGUUAGGUACAUCAUGCAGUACGUUCCAUUUGCCUCCGACAUUGAAAUCCCCUUCUACGCAUCCCUCGCAUCCCACAAGAUCAACCACGACAAACUCGACGACUCGGCGCGCAAAGUCCUAGGUCUCUACGAAAUCCGCCCUUCGGACGCCAAGGAAUGGUCGUGUCGCAUCCAAGUUCAUGGUAAUGCCUUGACCAGUGAUGAUGUUCCUGCGAACCAUUAUCGCGCAGAAGGUAUUAUUCGAAACCUCAACACCAUUGAGGAAUACAAAUCUAUCGACAAGCUUCAAUUGAUUCAACAUGCUGGUCGAACCAUCUGGGAGGCCAUCAAUGAUGGCACGAUUUAUUCAUGUCCCAGUUUAUUGGCUUCGUUUCUGAUCCUGUCGUAUGCGGAUCUGAAAAAGUACAAGUUCCAUUACUGGUUCGCUUUUCCGGCGAUAGUCCAGAAUUCCUCCUGGGUGCCUGUUGGAGAGGAUUCGUCGCCGGCUUCGGGUGCGAAAUUGCCAUAUACGACUCUAACCUCGAUCGAGAGUACGACUCUGGUGGACAAGGUCUCGACUUGGAAAUACGGGGUUGAUUCCCGUCAACAUGGAUUCUUUCUGGUGAAAAAGGAAAGAGAUCAGCAGUUUCCAAGCGUUGCGGAUGAAGAAUUUGGACCGACGACACCAAAUACCCCUCUCACCCCUUCGGACAGUCUUGGAUAUACAUGGGUGGUGUCUUCUCUGUCGAGUUACGAGACUGGCUUCUUCGACGAUGUUGAGCCUGAGGACAGAUAUGUUUGUUUUGUCGAUCCCUCCAAUUACACUGAUCCUGUUGCGCCGGGCUGGAUGUUACGAAACUUACUCGUCUUGGUGCGUCAAAGGUGGAAGCUCGACCAGGUUCAGAUUCUCGCCUAUCGUGAGACGCAUAUGCGACGCGAUGCUGCUCGCAGUGUUAUUUUCAAUUUGCAGGUUUCAGACAAGAAUACCAAAGAUGCGACUGGUGCCGCGCCAGCCACUGAAUCUUCGACAGACUCAUCAGCCAUCCCACCCCUCCCUAGGGUUGUAGGCUGGGAACGAAACCCGGCAGGCAAACUUAUUGGCCGACUCGCUGACCUCACUGAAUACAUGGACCCCAAGAAACUCGCAGAUUCGAGCGUCGAUCUGAACUUGAAACUCAUGAAAUGGCGCAUCAGCCCUAAUCUCAAUCUCGACAAGAUCAAGGAAACAAAGUGUCUCCUCCUCGGAGCUGGCACAUUAGGGAGCUACGUCAGCCGCAAUCUGAUGGGCUGGGGUGUCAGAAAAAUCACCUUCAUCGAUAAUGGCUCGGUAUCUUUUUCCAAUCCUGUGCGACAACCGUUGUUCAAUUUCGAGGAUUGUCUAGGUGGUGGUAAAAAGAAGGCUUCCGCUGCAGCUGACGCCCUAAAACUGAUUUAUCCUGGAGUCGAGUCUGAGGGACACGUUCUAUCAGUCCCUAUGGCUGGACAUCCAGUCACCAAUGUUGAAGGUACAAAAGCCGAAUACGAAAAGUUGAAAAGCCUGAUCGAUGAGCACGAUGUCAUCUUUCUCCUUAUGGAUACUCGAGAGUCACGCUGGCUCCCAACCGUCAUGGGCAAGGCGGCCGGAAAGAUUGUCAUGAAUGCGGCAUUAGGGUUUGAUACAUAUGUGGUCAUGAGACACGGUGUGAAGCUAGAAGGGACCGACCAGACCUCACCAUCCCAACCUUCAUCUCAACAAGGUGAAUUAGGAUGCUACUUCUGCAACGACGUGGUUGCUCCAGCAGAUUCAAUGCGAGACCAGACACUCGACCAGCAAUGCACAGUAACACGACCGGGCAUUGCCGCCAUUGCAUCGGCACUACUUGUCGAACUCUUAGUCUCAGUCCUACAACAUCCCGCAGGCGCCGCAGCACCCGCAUCUUCAUCAUCGUCAUCCUCGACUUCAGCCUUUUCAGACUCACGUGGCGACCAUCCAUUAGGUGUGGUCCCGCAUCAAAUUCGCGGGUUUCUCAGCACAUUCUCCACGUUGAAUGUCGUAGGCCGAAGCUACGAUUGCUGCAGUGCCUGCUCCGACAAAAUCAUCGAUGCGUAUAAGCAACAAGGGUGGGAGUUUGUUCUCAAGGCCUUGAAUGAUCGGGAUUAUGUCGAGGAAUUAAGUGGUUUGAAGGAGGUACAGAGAUUAGCCGAAGAAGCUGCAAAGGAUAUCGAUCUCGAUGAUGAAGAGGAUGAGUUCUCAGAAGAGGGGGAGGGAGAAUUGAUAUAAGCGGGGCAGAGGAUGGCCUUGGGCUCGUUGUUAUGGAGCCCAGGACCGAUGAGAUGAGAGGAGAGGAGGACAUGGCCAAUCUAAACGCGAGAAGAAUAUGUCUCGUACAGUGAUGAGCAGUGAUGAUGGGGACACACGGAUUGGGAGGAUUGAAUUGCACUGAAUAUACGAUGGAUUUCCAAGUAUGAGUCUUAUGAUAUAUAUAUAGAUACCCAAACCACUCUAUUUUAUGUUA
Exophiala mesophila is the source of this 2582-nucleotide messenger RNA. Its product is annotated as E1-like protein-activating enzyme Gsa7p/Apg7p. Gene Ontology annotation, molecular function: Atg8 activating enzyme activity; Atg12 activating enzyme activity. Gene Ontology annotation, cellular component: cytoplasm; phagophore assembly site. The coding region runs from base 122 to 2347 and encodes 741 amino acids. The record is from RefSeq and is a predicted model, not a curated record. Gene Ontology annotation, biological process: protein modification by small protein conjugation; autophagosome assembly; C-terminal protein lipidation. Lineage: Eukaryota; Fungi; Ascomycota; Eurotiomycetes; Chaetothyriales; Herpotrichiellaceae. The transcript has 2 exons.